This is a messenger RNA of Drosophila bipectinata, 5556 nucleotides long. It is a transcript of the gene Srrm234, whose product is annotated as Serine-arginine repetitive matrix 2/3/4. The record is from RefSeq and is a predicted model, not a curated record. Gene Ontology annotation, cellular component: nucleus. NCBI's taxonomy places the organism in Eukaryota, Metazoa, Arthropoda, Insecta, Diptera, Drosophilidae.
UGGAAAAGGGGAGAUAUCAAGUGACCCCAAAGAGGCGUUAAUGGACUAACUGGGAUCCAAGGAAAUCACCAAUCCCACAACAUGUACAACGGGAUCGGACUAAACACUCCCCGUGGCUCCGGGACCAACGGUCACGUGCAGCGUAAUUGGGCAUUCGUGAGGCCGGGAAAGAAGGAGAAGGAUUACCGCGCCGAGGACGACACAAAAAAACUGGACGCCCAGCUUAACCGGCCGCCCAACAAGGAAAUCCUCGACCACGAUCGCAAGCGCAAAAUCGAAGUCAAGUGCCUCGAGUAUGAGGAGCUUCUCGAGAAAGAAGGACGCACACCCGAGGAGAUCAAGUCGCUUGUGGACUCGUUCCGGCAGAAGUUGAUAGGCCAAGGCAAAACCGAUCUGGCCAAGGAUGAAUUCGGACGCGUAGCCAACACCACGAUAGCCACAUCCACAUCAAUGGCUACGGCAGCAGCUGGCUCCACAGUAGGUGCCUCGACAGUGGCCACCGCAACCACAACAACAACGACGGCAGCCACCACAGUUCAGGUGGUGAAAUUGAAGCAACGCCGCAAGCGACGCAAACGCGCAGGUCACGCAGUCACCCGCACCUCCAAACUAGCAGCCCAACCCACUGCCCCCUCGAAUCCUACAACCAACCCAACCAGUCCCCGUCCGCCCGCCGUCAAAGCCAAAGCCGGGAGCAGCGUGGGCAAGAAGUGCAAGGCCCCCUACUUCCAGCACGACAAUAGGAAGUGCCUGACAAAGUAUGAGAGCUUCCGGCUCACCGCCACCGCCCACACCCUCAACUAUGCGGCCGUGGCCAGGAAGUUUAAGCCCUUGCGGCCGGCGUUGGCAAGCGGCGCCAACAAGAACAGGCGACCAGCAGUUUCCAGGAGGAAUCCCAAAGACUGCGCAUGCGCUUGCCAGCAAAAUGACUCGGGGAUUCUGGACCCGGAACCGGCAUUGCCGAUGAUACAAGAGACCGGCCCGCCACGAACAGCUGAGCACUUAAUCCAGCGUGAACUGCCGGCGGCUGGGAGGGUGUUGCUUGAGCUUCUCAAGCACUCCUCCAGCAGCCUGCUGGAAACCCUGCUGAGCGCCCGUGACACACAUCAGAUAGCCGAGGCACAACAGCAGAAAAACGCCAAGCUGCGUGAGGCUUUCAACAUUUCCGAGUACUUUGUGGAGGGCACGAGCUUCGACGUCGACCGUAAGGCAAAGGAGGACCUGGCCAAAGGCGUGGCUAUCCAAAAGGCACUGGACGACCAGCGCGAAAGCCUGGCUGCGGCGGCGGCAGCCGCCCAAGCUGCGGGCAAGGACAAGGAGACGGGCAAGAGGUACGCCCUUGUGCGCACACCAUCACGCGACCGUGAGGGCAGCGAGGUGGCCAAGAACAGCGACGAUGAGCGCGAUCAUGGCUCCAAGUCCGAUAAGAAGAAGCGCAAGAAGCGCGCCAGAGAGAGUUCGGCCAGUCCUGACCGCAAAAAGGAGAAAAAGAAGAAAUCAAAGAAACAUAAGAAAGAGAGUAAGGCGAAGAAGAAAAAGUCUCGCAAGCGUCGGCACAGCGAUGGCGAUCGGGACAGCGACAAGGACACUGAGGACGAGGAUGCUGGCAGCAGUGACGAGGAUCGUCGGGCCAAAAAGAAGGCUAAAAAGGACAAGAGAAAGCGCGACAAGAAGUCCAGAAAGAAGUCACACGCCCGUGCCAGCUCCUUGGAUUCGGACCGCUCUAUAUCUCCGUCGCGGAAGGUGAAGAAAUCCGGAAAACACCGAGAAGAAAACAACUCAAAGGCCAGCGAUGCUGUCGCUCAGCAGGGCAAUCCCUUCCGCAGCCGUUCUCGGGAACGGCGAAAGGACAUUAAAUCCAGGCCCAUUGAAUCAUCGGUCGACAGUAGACGCCACAAGUCCCGAGACCGAUCAGCGGCUACUCCACCGCGCAAAGAGCCGGAAAGCGGUCGAGAACCCUCCAAAGACAGGCAUCGGUCCAAAGAAAGACAGCGCUCUAAGGAGCGGCAGAGAUCAAAGGACAGGCACAGAUCGAAGGAAAGACAAAGGUCUAAGGACAGGCAGCGCUCCAGAGAAAAACAUAGAUCCAAGGACAAGAAGCAAUCUGUUGAAAAAAGGAGGGAAAAGUCCAAGGAACGACGGCGAUCGAAGGAACGUGAACGAAGGCGCUCCGUAGAGAAGGAACCGGAGCGAAGGCGCUCUGUCGAAAAGGACAGUGGGCGAAGGCGCUCUAUAGAAAAGGACAGUGAGCGUAGAAGGUCUGUGGAGAAGGAACGAGACCGUAAAAGAAAUGUGGAGAAAGAACGUGACCGUAAGACAUCCGUAGAAAAGGAACGUCGUGAACGUAGGAAAUCUCCGCAAAGGGAACGUGAGCGGAAAAGAUCCGUAGAGAAGGAACGUGAACGGAAAAGAUCCGUAGAGAAAGAACGUGAACGAAAAAGAUCCGUAGAGAAGGAACGUGACCGGAAACGAUCCGUGGAGAAGGAACGUGACCGGAAAAGAUCCGUAGAGAAGGAACGUGACCGGAAACGAUCCGUGGAGAAGGAACGUGACCGAAAAAGAUCCGUAGAGAGGGAACGCGAUCGGAAAAGAUCCGUAGAGAAGGAACGCGACCGGAAAAGAUCUCCCGAGAAAGAACGCGAUCGGAAAAGAUCCCCCGAGAAGGAACGGGACCGGAAAAGAUCCCCCGAGAAGGAACGCGACCGGAAAAGAUCCCCCGAGAAAGAACGCGAAAAACCAAAAGCCCGUUCUCCCUCUAAAGAGCGACACCGCUCCAAGGAAAUAAAGAGAAGGCGCUCCAAGGACCGCCAAUCUUCCAAUGAGAGAAGACGCUCCAAGGAGAGGCAACUUUCCAAAGACCGCCAAGUCAAGGAUGCUCGGUCCACAAAAUCCUCCAAGGAUCGGAGUCCUACGAAGAAAACUGAACGCCGACAACGCUCGCGAUCCAAGGAAGCUAGCAGGAAGCGAGAUGAUGAGCCCAAGCGAUCUCGGUCGCAAGCUCAUUCCCCAGAGGUGCCGCCCAAGAAAGCCGCGGCGCCUCCAGCCUUUAAUCCAUUUAAGGCGGCCGAGGACACGGUGAAUGACAUCUUGGGCACCAAGUCGGUGAUGGUGGCCUUGGAGCAGACAAAGCGCCAAAGGGCAGAGUCCAGCUCCAGUUCGGACUCGGGCUCUGAUUCCAGUAGCGACUCCUCUGCCUCUAGGACGCCAUCUCCCAAACGCCCAUCACCCAAAAAACAACGAAAGAAGAGUCAUACACCCGAAACCAGGGAGAUCAAGAAGGAAGCCACUCCCAAGAGGUCAAGCGUGAAGAGGGAACGUUCCGGUUCUCCCUCGAAGUCCAAGCCAAAGAGCAAGGUUGGCACUCCGAGUCCCAAGCCAGCAAGGCGCCGCUCACGAUCGUCUUCCUCGGAGCUGCGCUACUCGCCGGCUGAAAGGCAUCCAGAGCGCUACCAAGAUAUCCUAGGCCACGACAAGAAAAAGUCCCGGGAUGGCCCGACAGUAAAACCAGCGCCCGUGGUCCGCCUGCGAGCGCAGAGUGACGACGGAAGCGAUAACGAAAAUGGUGGCGGGGUUGACGGGGUCGCUCUGGAAGAGUUCCAGCAGAGCCGGCGAGAUCGGGAGGAACUGCAGGAGCUCAAGAUGCUGGAGCAACUAAAGUCUGGCAUUGCGGCCAAGGCCAAGCAGAAGAUCAGGACAAUGGAAAAGGACCCCUCUGGGCGAUCCGAUGGCAACGAAGUAAGUGGCAGCGACCAGGUGACGGCUAACAAACGUAACUCGCUAAACGAAUUCCUUGUUGCUAACAACGUGACCGCUUUGAUUAACCCACCACCGACCAUAGCGGCUGCUCUGCCGCAGGAUGUGGCACCGCGCAAGGAGCAGCCAUUGCUGCCAAAUCCAGAACCUCGGCCACAUCCGGAACGGAAUCAUGUGUCUGUGGAGGAGUCGCCAAUGAAGAAAAGGGACGCCAGCACACCGCCCAUUUGCAAGACGCCCCUUGUGGCGGCGAAUGGCGAGGCCAAGAGUCCGACAGUUCAGGGUUUCAGUCAUAAGAUCCACCUGCACCACCACGGCGGCAGACCUCCUCCACAGCACCACCUGCACCACCAGCAGAUGCAGCCCGGCGGGAAGCGCAUCUUCCACAACCGGACGCUGAAUAAUAAUCCUAACAGUAGACAUAGUACUAACCCUCAUGCAUGUGGUGGUGGUAUCCCCCAUUCGAAUCCAAACAGCAAUACUAACAGCAGUGGCGGCGGUGCUGGUGGCGGCGAACGCAAUCCGGGAAUGCUGCCCUUUCUGGCGGGCACCCCGGGCACCUACAACCGCACCACCAACCGGCUCAACCACGGUCCCCUGCUAACCGCCACCCACUACAACAUCUGCAAGAAUCACCAGCACAGUCUCCAGCAGCAGCAGUUGCGCGGACUGGUCUACAAUCCAGCGCUGUUCGGGCACGGCGGGCCGCGCCAUCCAGGCUUACUAUCGCUGACCGGAGCAGGGGUAGCCGUGGGAGGGCCAGGUGCACCGCUGCUCGGACACCCACCGCGCGGUGGUCCCAUCAGCUUUAACGCGGCGGCUGCGGCAGCGGCUGUGGCCGCCAAUAGUAUUAGCUAUCACCAUCACUCACAUCAGCAUUCGCAUCAACAGAAACCGAAAAUCGUUAUUAAGCCCUUCAAAAUUCACGAUCCACAGCCCCUGGUAGCAGCACUGGCGGACAGCUCUCUGGUGGAUGCCAUCGUCUCCAAGGUGUCCACCGCCACUGUGGCGGCGGCCGAGAGUGCAGCACGGAGGAGCAGAAGUCGCGAGCGCCGAAGUCGGACACGCAGCCGGAGCCAUAGCCGCAGUAAACGGCACCACCAUCGCUCCUCCAGCCGCUCGAGAUCACGCUACAGCUCUUCCAGCAGUCGCAGUGGCUCGCGCAGCUCCCGCUCUCGCUCCGGCUCGCAUUCAUCGCGCUCCAGCUGCUCCUCGCACAGCAGCUCCGGUAGCUCCUCCUCCGGCAGUGGCUCGGCAUCAUCGCAGUCCGGUUCACGCUCACCCUCGAUACCGAGACGACGCGGCUCGCCCAGUUUUCUAGACAGAAGACGCAUAACGAGCGCACGGAAGCGACCCAUUCCGUAUCAUCACAAGGCGGGUGGGGAAGGCGUCGAGCUGGAGGAUGCCUCCAGCUGUUGCUCCAGCUGCUUCAGUCGCGCCAGCAGCCCGGCCACGCCCAUAUGCGCGCCCCUUCGAUCCAGCCGGAGCCCCUCGAUGGCAGCCUUCUGAGUGUUAACCGCGUCGCUGCGCAAAAUGUGCGGCGAGCCCUGAGAGUAAUCCUCCCUAAACUGGCCGUUAUCCCUACUCUAAGCCUAAGAUAGUUGUUAUGUCGCAUUGAAUUUGUUUACACAUUCCUCUAGUCCUAAGCCCGUCGCCGCCAACCCACAUUCCCAUGAAUUUACUAGCGAAAUUAUACUACAUCGUAUAUUCUAGUCACUAUACUCGUUUGUAGGCCUUUGAUCGAUUAUUUGCUAGUUUUAAGCUGCCUUUUAAAUUAAAUACAUCAUUUGUUGCAAUCUCUAA